Molecule: messenger RNA, 1775 nt
Organism: Toxorhynchites rutilus septentrionalis
Lineage: Eukaryota; Metazoa; Arthropoda; Insecta; Diptera; Culicidae
Product: TGF-beta-activated kinase 1 and MAP3K7-binding protein 1-like
Exons: 4
Coding region: 86-1492 (468 amino acids)
Biological process (GO): protein dephosphorylation
Molecular function (GO): protein serine/threonine phosphatase activity
Source: RefSeq, a predicted model, not a curated record
ACUGUAUACAGCUGGAAAGUGGGAGGUUUUUGUUUUGAUUCCACCGUUCGUUCCUCAUAUCGGAUUUUUUUUUUUGCGCUGUGCUAUGAGAGCAGGAAUCGAUUUUGUGGAGACGGCCAGUGGCACUGGCCGCCCCUGGACGGAUGACCUAAAGAUUUGUCCCCUCACUGGUGUUGGAGAGGCAACCAAUCUGGUUUACAAAGAGGACGGUAGCCGUAUCGAGGCGUACAAGUCGAGGGAUAAGAAAUGUCUCUGCAUUGUGGACGACACCUUGUUGUACGGCAUCUUUUCGGGCCACAAUGGUGUUCGCGUGGCGGACUUUGCGCUGCAGAAAAUGGCAGCCGAUUUGCUUCUCGGUCAACUGAACGGACGUUCCACCGACGAAGCGGUUAAGGACGUCAUUCGGCAGGCGUUUCAUUCGGUAGAGAAAGGGUAUUUUGACUCGAUCGAUGCGGAUGUGGCCACCAAAACUGCGAUUCAACUUCAGCUCUCCGUUGGCGGACUCAGUCAGUAUCAGAUCUCGCAGGAGUUUGGGAAUAUUCUCGAGAAGUUGGACAAAAUCAAUCUGGAGCUGUCGGUGGGAAGCAGCGUGGCGCUGGCAUUGAUCCACCAGUCAAAACUGUACAUCGGCAAUAUUGGCAAUUGCCGUGCGCUGUUGUGCAAAACGGAUGAGUUUGAUACUCUGACUGUUACUCAGCUUAGCGUUGAUCACAAUCUGUACAACGAAGAGGAAGUGCUACGGCUAUUCCGUCUCGGGUUGGAAGCUCAGAAUUUCGAAAAUUGUCCUCUGUACAGCACCAGAUGCAUUGGGAAUUACAUCGGGAAAACUGGCUAUAAAGAUUGCGAUUUUCUGUCCGAUGCUUCAACAGAACCAGUGAUCUUUCAGCCGGAAAUUGUAGGAUCGAUUCCCAUCACGUCGGCAUGUAAGUUUUUGGUUCUUAUGUCAGGUGGUUUGUGUCGUGCGAUGCACGAUCUCUACCCGGGUGAUACCAGCCGAGGAAAUCGCAUACUAAUUCAGAUGAUUGCCGAGGAGUUCCAAACGCAAUCAACGCUGGCCGGAGUGGCUCAGUCGGUGGUGCAUCGUAUCGUACAGUUGCAUCAUGAUGCAUUCAUGCAACAGGUGGACGAAGGAAACCCGGCGACAUUUUCCAACCGAGACGAUAUAACGCUGCUGAUUCGCAACUUUAACUAUCCCCUGCCGAAUGCAUUCAAUAACCGCAAGAACAGUAGCCGAUCGUACACUUCGACCACUUCCACAUCGUCGACCACAAGCUCGGAUGCUACCCCAACGAAUCAAAGCUACAGUGCCGAGAUGGACUGCUCGAUGACGGGAACUAAUAUUUCCGUUGCUAGCUCGGAUAGGAGUGAAAACGAUAAUUUCCCGGAGUCGGAGAAAAGAAUAAAAGCCUACGUGGACUUUUCGGAUUACCACCGACGCGUAGCGGAGGCCCGCAAGCUAGGCCUUCUUCCGCCAAACAUAGAUUUUGACUAACAGAAAAAUAAAUUUUAUUGUUUGUUCCUAACAUACUUACAUUCAAAAAAAAAAAAAUACAACAUUAAACUUACCAUCAGGACUUAUCAAACUGCCAGCUGAGCCACUGUAUCAGUCGUUCGUAAUGUUUCCGAAUAAAGUGACGCUUGCUGGCCUUUGUCUGUUCGAUCUGGUCGGCCUGGCGUCGUUUCCAGACCGCAUAUUGACUGCUAACCGAGAGCUCCUCGAGCUCGUCAAUGCCGGAGGCAUUAUAUCGGGCUAGCUUCCUGUAAACCUGUGACGU